Messenger RNA from Ricinus communis (castor bean), 2477 nucleotides. Its product is annotated as cationic amino acid transporter 2, vacuolar. The transcript is spliced from 14 exons. Gene Ontology annotation, biological process: transmembrane transport; amino acid transport. Gene Ontology annotation, molecular function: amino acid transmembrane transporter activity. NCBI's taxonomy places the organism in Eukaryota, Viridiplantae, Streptophyta, Magnoliopsida, Malpighiales, Euphorbiaceae. The coding region runs from base 282 to 2213 and encodes 643 amino acids. Gene Ontology annotation, cellular component: membrane. The record is from RefSeq and is a predicted model, not a curated record.
UGUGGGUCAUAUAAAUAACGCUAACAGCAGAGAAUUUUCUCUCUCAAGAAUCCAUACAAUCUGCCCGCUCUAUAUUCUCGACCCAGAAAAGGAAUUUGAUUAUAAAGAUUGUACCUGUCGGGAAUGCGGGCAGAUGUGGAUUAGUUUUUAGCUUCUUUCAUUUCUUCUUUUUCGUUUUGGGAAUUUUCAUUUGUGUUUUGUCUUUUGUGAAAUUGGAAGAUACCCAAUUUGUUGUUUGUUGAAUUAUUGUAUUAAAGCAAGAAAAGGUCGUGCUUUUAUUGAUGGGUUUUCUUGUUGAUUCACAGAAAGAAGGUAAAUUAGGUGUAUUUGGUGGUUGUAUUAGAAGUUUGGUUAGGAGAAAACAGGUUGAUUCUAUUCAUGCUAAAGCUCAUAAUUCUCAUCAUCAGUUAGCUAAGGAGUUGUCUGUUCCUCACCUUAUUGCUAUUGGAGUUGGCUCGACAAUUGGAGCUGGAGUUUAUAUUCUUGUUGGAACAGUUGCUAGAGAGCAUUCUGGUCCAGCUCUUGCCAUCUCUUUUCUGAUUGCUGGAAUUGCUGCUGCUCUAUCUGCCUUUUGCUAUGCAGAGCUUGCGAGUCGUUGCCCAUCUGCUGGCAGUGCCUAUCACUAUUCGUAUAUAUGUGUUGGAGAAGGUGCUGCAUGGCUGAUUGGCUGGGCUCUAAUUUUGGAAUACACAAUUGGUGGGUCUGCAGUUGCCCGUGGCAUAUCCCCAAAUCUGGCAUUGCUUUUCGGAGGUCAGGAUAGUCUACCUGCUUUUCUAGCUCGUCAGCAUAUUCCAGGGCUUGAUAUUGUGGUUGACCCAUGUGCUGCAGUUCUAGUAGUUAUUGUUACUGGACUCCUGUGUGUGGGAAUCAAGGAGAGUACCCUGGUGCAAGCAAUAGUUACCACUGUCAAUGUCUGUGCCAUGCUUUUUGUCAUAAUAGUUGGUAGUUAUCUGGGCUUCAAGACUGGAUGGCCAGGAUAUGAACUUCCUACUGGGUAUUUUGCCUUUGGAGUGGAUGGGAUGCUUGCCGGAUCUGCAACAGUUUUUUUUGCUUACAUUGGUUUUGAUUCGGUUGCUAGCACUGCUGAGGAGGUGAAGAAUCCUCAAAGAGAUUUGCCUAUGGGAAUAGGCUUUGCUCUGUCUAUUUGUUGCAGUUUAUACAUGUUGGUUUCAGUUGUUAUUGUUGGCCUGGUACCUUAUUUUGCAAUGAAUCCUGAUACUCCGAUCUCUUCUGCAUUUGCUGAGCAUGGAAUGCAUUGGGCAGCGUACAUAAUAACUGCUGGAGCUGUUAUGGCUCUCUGUUCAACAUUGAUGGGUUCACUCCUUCCCCAGCCUCGGAUUUUGAUGGCAAUGGCUAGAGAUGGAUUACUUCCACCAUUCUUCUCAGAUGUUAAUAGAAGUACUCAGAUUCCUAUAAAGAGCACAUUGACGACUGGUGCUGGUGCAGCGGUAUUGGCAUUUUGUAUGGAGGUUGACCAAUUGGCAGGAAUGGUCAGUGUGGGCACCCUUCUUGCUUUCACCAUGGUUGCAAUUUCUGUAUUGAUACUGAGAUAUGUGCCACCAGAUGAGGUGCCAUUUCCAUCUUCACUUCAGGACACAAUUGAUUCUGUGUCAUUGCUGUACAGUGCAAAGGGUCAGGAUACUAAUGGUGAGAAGUCUGAGGUUCAUGCUGGUACUUCUAGUACUUUGCCUUUACUGGGCAAAACAAACGCUGCAGUUGAUUAUCAUGUAAUCGGUAAAGAAGAAGCACAAGGCAGUUUUCUCCUAAAAGAAGAGAACAGAAGAAAGAUUGCUGGCUGGACCAUAGCAUUCACAUGUAUUGGAGCAUUUCUUCUUACAUAUUCAGCUACAGAUUUGAGCCUUCCUGGGCCUUUUCGCUUUACGUUGUGUGGUGUUGGUGGUGCUGUUCUUCUAUUUGGCUUGGUUGUGCUAACCUGUAUCGAACAGGAUGAUGCAAGGCAUAGCUUUGGGCAUUCCGGAGGUUUCAUUUGUCCAUUGGUUCCACUCCUUCCAAUCAUCUGCAUUCUCAUCAACACAUACCUGCUGAUUAAUCUAGGUGCUGCAACCUGGACCCGUGUUUCUGUUUGGCUCAUAAUCGGAGUGUUUGUUUACGCAUUCUAUGGGCGGGCUCACAGCUCACUGCUUCAUGCAGUCUACGUGCCUGCAGCUCAUGCUGAUGAAAUUUAUCGCAGCUCUGGAGAUAGUUUAGCUUAGAAUGCAGCUGGUUUCAAUAGCCAGCCCCCAGAUUCUUGCAACAGAAUCUCUUUGUUGUAUGAUGGCCUUCUUCCUGGGACAUCGUUCCCACCACAGAUUAUUUUCCCCUUCCCCAUGAUUUGUUUGUACCUUUAUUAUAGCAGUGUGAUGGCUGACUGAAAUCAGUCUUGUGUGUAUAGUAUUAUUAUACUAGAUGGGCGAAUCGGGUACCUGUUCAAACCAUGUACAUAGUUUGCAAAUCACAUAAGGCCGUUUAUCUUUUCA